Messenger RNA from Sciurus carolinensis (gray squirrel), 2514 nucleotides. RefSeq names its product zinc finger protein OZF-like. Gene Ontology annotation, biological process: regulation of transcription by RNA polymerase II. Lineage: Eukaryota; Metazoa; Chordata; Mammalia; Rodentia; Sciuridae. Gene Ontology annotation, molecular function: DNA-binding transcription activator activity, RNA polymerase II-specific; RNA polymerase II cis-regulatory region sequence-specific DNA binding. Gene Ontology annotation, cellular component: nucleus. The transcript has 5 exons. The coding region runs from base 448 to 1788 and encodes 446 amino acids. The record is from RefSeq and is a predicted model, not a curated record.
CGGUCUUCUUUUCCCACGGUGGCAGAACUUCAAUUCCACGCAGAGAGCCGCUCAGGACUUUGAUAGGAUCGUUUCUGCAAGAACGGUUGGGAGCCAUCCCAGGAGUGAUGUGAGCUUUGUCUUCUCUGAAUUCAGCCUGUCUCCAAGAAAAGGGAGAGUACAGCUGAAGAUAGAAGAAUCGUGGAACUGAAUAGUGGUUGUAAUUAUAAGUCAUGACGGAGGUUAUUGUUAUUUUCUCUGUCCUUCAAGAUUAUAGUCAUUUUUCUCCCAGGCCAUAAAUAUUAGGUUGCCUUACCCUGAAAUGUUCUUCCUGAGUCCCAUCCAGGAGCCUGGAUCAAGCUGCUUCUUUCUAGUGGAGUGCUGACAUUCAGGGAUGUGGCCAUAGACUUCUCUCAAGAGGAGUGGGACUAUCUGAAUCUGAAACAGAAGAACUUGUACAGAAAUGUGAUGUUGGAGAAUUAUAGCAACUUGAUCUCAUUGGGACUGUCUCUUCCUAAGCCAGCUUUGAUCUCCUUUUUGGAACAAGAUAAUGAGACCUGGAUUGUUGAGAAUGAAACGCCAACAGUCCUGUAUCCAGAUCUGAAACCCCAGUGUAAGGAGAUCUCAUCAAAGGAUGACACUCAUAAAAAAAAGUUAUCUCAGUGGAAAAUAAUGGAAAGACUUGCAAGUCAUAGCUUUGACCAUUCUAUUUUCCAAGAAGAUUGGAAGUAUAAUCACCAUUUGCAGACCGAACAGGGAAAUCAGAAAGAAUAUUUCAACCCUCUAACAGUCAUCCGUGAAAAUACACAGAGUCUUAAUCAACAGACAUCAUAUUCUCCACAUCAAAUAAAUCAUAGUAGGCAAAAACCCCAUGAAUGCACAGACUGUGGAAGAACCUUCGGUUAUCUCUCAUGGCUUACUGACCACAGGAGAAGUCACAUGGAAGAAAAACACCAUGAAUGUAAGGAUUGUGGAAAGACUUUUAGCUGUCGCUCAAAGCUAACUGGACAUCAAAGAAUUCAUAAUAGAGAAAAACUCUAUCAAUGUAAUGAGUGUAGGAAAGCUUUCCAGCACCCCUCAAACCUUAUCAGACAUCAGAGAAUUCAUACUGGUGAAAAACCCUAUGAAUGUAAGGAAUGUGGAAAGGCCUUCAGUCGUGGCUCACACCUUACUCUACAUCAGAGAAUUCAUACUGGAGAAAAGCCCUAUGAAUGCAAAGAAUGUAGAAAAACUUUCAGUUACCACUCAUCACUUCUUCGACAUGAGAAAACACAUACUAAAGAAAAACACUAUGAGUGUAAGGAAUGUGGAAAGGCUUUUAGCAACAGCUCAAUUCUUAAGGGACAUCAAAGAGUUCAUAGUGGAGAAAGACCCUAUGAAUGUAGCGAAUGUGGGAAAGCUUUCCAUCACCACUCAAUCCUUAUUCAACAUCAGAGAAUUCACACUGGAGAAAGACCCUAUGAAUGUAGCAAUUGUAGGAAAGCCUUCCGUUAUCACUCAAAUCUUAUUGGACAUCAAAAAAUUCAUUCCAGAGAAAAACUGUUUGAAUGUGAGGAAUGUGGACAGUCCUUUAGUCGUGGCAAGGAACUCACACAACAUCAACGAAUUCAUACUGGUGAGAAACUUUAUGAAUGUAAAGAAUGUGGCAAAGCCUUUAGUCAGGUUUCACAACUUACUCACCAUCAGAUAAUUCACACUGGUGAGAAACCUUAUGAAUGUAAGGAAUGUGGGAAGACCUUUAUUCGUGGUUCAUGUCUUAUUCGACAUGAGAAAAUGCAUACUAGAGAAAUUAAAACCCCAAUAUUGUAAUGAAUGUAGGCAAUCCUUGGCUUCCAAUACAGGCCAUCAGAGAAUUACUAAAUAAGAACUCUGAAUAUAGAAAAUAUAAGAAUGUUUUUUGUUUUUCUUUACAAUUUGCAUGGGAGAAUUCCUUCAGGAAAAAGGCUACAUAAAUGUAUUAUAUAAUAAAUUUUUAUUUCUAUGGAUUCUGUUAUGUCAAUAAUUUUUACUGUAAUAAACCUAUAUUUAUAUAAUAAUGGACUUAGCUUAAGUUCAUACUUUAUUCUACAUUAGUUAAUUUGUAGUGGAGACAGACUUUAUAAUGAGUACACUUAAAUGUAGAAACCAUCACCUCAGCUUUUAUUUUCACUAAUUUUUUUCUAGGUUUUUCUUAACAUCAGGACAUUAUAGAAAGACUAUAGGUAUGAAAAAUACAGUAAAGCCAUUGAUCAUCACUUACUCCUUCCUGAACAUCAGAGGUCUUGACAGAGAGCAAUUAAAUUACAAGUAAAAAUUAUGAGCUAAAACAAAAUAUUUCUCUAUUAAAUUGGUAAUUUAAGGAGGAAACUAAAGUAAAAAAUGCCAAAUCUGAUUUGAAAGCACUAUAUAUCAAAUACCAUGUAAGAUGACCAGUCUGUGCUUAUGGAAAAAUGUGUGUCCUUUGACACAUAUGUAUAAAUAAUAAAACAAAGUAAACAAUGCAUACAACACAGGAAGGCAGAGAGUAAAUAAAAUAAAUUAAUAAAUGUAGAAGUU